AUGGGAAGCAGGUGCUGGCUCCUGCUCUCGGGUCUUGGUGUCUUGCUGACUCUGUCAGGAUCAGAAGCCAAGAACUCUAGAGCCUUCUGUCCUCAAUGCCCUGAGCAUGCCGUCUGCUACAACAGCACCCACUGUGCCUGUGAGGAUGGAUUCCAGACCAGGUCUGGGAAGAGACACUUUUACAGCUCCUAUGACAGAUGUGAAGAUACUGACGAGUGCAAAACUGGGCUGGCAAAGUGCAAGAAUAUUGCAUAUUGUAGAAACAAAAUUGGAACUUAUGUCUGCAGUUGUAUAGUAAACUAUCCUCUCUUCAGAUGGGUGGCUAGAUGGUUUGAAAGUGACCAGCCAGAUUGUUAUGAGAACAGUAGUGGUAAGAUACAGCCACGAGCAAAUAUUUGGGAAAAUCUAAGGGACACUGGAAGCAAAAAGGAUGUUGCAAGCACUGCUACCCGAUUACUUCAGAUAGUGGAAUUGAGUAUCUGGAAUGAAAGUUUUGUUUCUCCAGGAAAAGGUGGAAAUUCUUUGUUUGAUAUAGUCUAUGAAACCAGGAGGUGCAAUGAGACAAGCGAGAAGGCUCUUCUGGAAGCUGGAAACAAUAGUAUGCAUAUUGACUGCACUCGUACUUUCAAAGGAACUACAAUGGGUGUAAGUGCAGUUGCCCUUAUCACUUAUCAGUCUCUCGGAGAUAUUCUGAAUGGAUCAUUUUUUAAUAACAGAAGAGGACUGCAUGAAGUAAAACUAAACUCUCAUGUUGUAAGUGGCACCAUUGGCUUGAAGGACAAAGUUUACCUGUCUGAACCCAUAGUUCUGACUUUUCAACAUACUCAGGUUGGAGAUGUGAAGACAAAACAUUUAUGUGUCUACUGGAAAGACUCACAGGAAGAGGGAGGCAGCUGGUCCACAGAGGGAUGCUCUCAUGUGUACAGCAACAAUUCUCACACCCAAUGCAAGUGCUACCAUUUGUCCAGCUUUGCUGUCCUCAUAGCUCUUACCCCCAAGGAGGAUCCUGUGCUGACUGUGAUCACCCAUGUGGGGCUGACCAUGUCUGUGCUGUGCCUCUUCCUGGCAGCCCUCACCUUCCUCCUGUGCCGGCCCAUCCAGAACACCAGUACCACCCUGCACCUGCAGCUCUCUCUCUGCCUGCUCCUGGCCCACCUCCUCUUCCUCAUAGGCAUUAACAGAACCGAGCCUCAG
Otolemur garnettii (small-eared galago) is the source of this 1194-nucleotide messenger RNA. RefSeq names its product adhesion G protein-coupled receptor E4-like. The transcript has 10 exons. Gene Ontology annotation, cellular component: membrane. Gene Ontology annotation, molecular function: G protein-coupled receptor activity; calcium ion binding. The record is from RefSeq and is a predicted model, not a curated record. Gene Ontology annotation, biological process: adenylate cyclase-activating G protein-coupled receptor signaling pathway. NCBI's taxonomy places the organism in Eukaryota, Metazoa, Chordata, Mammalia, Primates, Galagidae. The annotation marks the transcript as partial.